This is a messenger RNA of Pollicipes pollicipes, 1940 nucleotides long. RefSeq names its product diphthine--ammonia ligase. Gene Ontology annotation, biological process: protein histidyl modification to diphthamide. Gene Ontology annotation, molecular function: diphthine-ammonia ligase activity. The coding region runs from base 99 to 1940 and encodes 613 amino acids. The record is from RefSeq and is a predicted model, not a curated record. The transcript has 13 exons. Lineage: Eukaryota; Metazoa; Arthropoda; Thecostraca; Pollicipedomorpha; Pollicipedidae.
UAACCAGGAGUUGGCCGGGGCUGCAUAUUUCUCGGUGACCGUGCAAUUGUCCGCGGGGCCGUCGAUGCGGUAUUGUUUUCCAUGUCAACAAUAAAAUCAUGAGAGUCGUUGCUCUUGUUAGUGGGGGCAAAGACAGCUGCUAUAAUAUGAUGCAGUGUGUCAGUGCGGGACAUGAAAUUGUUGCCUUGGCAAAUCUUCAUCCUCCCCGCCAGUCUGAGGAUGAGAUGGACAGCUACAUGUACCAAACAGUGGGACACAGUAGCAUUCAUCUGUAUGCUGAAGCCAUGGAUCUGCCUCUGUAUCGAGCAUCAAUAAAGGGAGCAGCACAUGCCAGUGACAAGGAGUACAGUCCAACAGAGGGGGAUGAGGUGGAAGACCUCCACAGACUCCUUAGUAAAAUAAAAGAUGAUGUCAAUUUUGAGGCAGUCUCAGUUGGAGCUAUUCUGUCUGAUUAUCAGCGAGUUCGUGUAGAAAAUGUAUGCUCGCGGCUGGGCCUGACCUCGCUGGCCUACCUCUGGCGGCGGGACCAGGCAGAGCUGCUGCAGGAGAUGAUCAGCUGCCAGGUGCAUGCGGUGCUGGUCAAAGUAGCUGCGCUCGGCCUGCUACCUGACAAACACCUGGGCCAGAGUCUGCAGGAGAUCCGGCCGCACAUGGAGCUGAUGGCAGAACGAUAUGGACUGAACGUUUGUGGAGAGGGAGGGGAGUACGAAACGUUCACGUUAGAUUGUCCGCUGUUCAAAAAGAGGAUUAUUGUCGAUGACCAGAAAACUGUGGUGCACUCUGACGAUGCCUUCGCCCCUGUUGCCUAUCUCAACUUCACCCGCACACGUCUGGAAGAUAAAGAUAUGGGUGACCUGAGCCAAGCCCAGCGGAUCCAGGGUCUGCCCUUGCCGUCCGUCCGCCCGGCGCUGGUCGCGGAAACUCGGGCGGCCGCUCUUGCAAAUGGCAGCACCGAGUGUCCGCCAGACGACGCUACCAUAGCUCCGGAACCGUCCGUGGCCGAGUCGGAGGGCUGGUUCUGGAUCGGCCCGAUCGACGGCCGAGAGGGCGGAGGCCAGUCCGGCCUCGCAGUCGCACUGGACCAGCUCAGUGAGGUGCUCUCGGCGCACCAGCUGACCGUCCGUGACCUGGCGCUGGUCGGCAUGUACGUGGCCCGGCUGUCGCAGUACGCGGCCCUGAACGCCGAGUACGUGCGCCGCGUGGGCGAGAGCGGGCCGGCGCGCGUCUGCUUGCAGGCGCCGCUGCCGGCCGGCGUGACCGUGCGACUGGAGGCGGCGGCGCUGCGGCCGGCGGCCGCUCCCCGCCGCGCCCUCCACGUGCAGAGCGUGUCACACUGGGCGCCGGCCAAUAUCGGCCCCUACAGCCAGUCGGUGCAGUGCGGUGACGUGCUGCACGUGGCCGGCAUGAUCGGCCUGGACCCGGCCAGCAUGCGUCUGGUACGCGGUGGCGCCAACCAAGCGCGGCUGGCGCUCCGCCACGUGCGCCGGGUGAUCGAGGCGUCGGUAGCGGGCGCCGACGACGGCUGGGUGGCGCAGACCACCUGCUACGUAACGGAGCCGGCGCUGGCGCUGCCCGCCUCGCUGGGCUGCGUCGUGGUGGUGCCGGCCCUGCCGCGCGCCGCCAGCGUUGAGUGGCACGUGACGGCGCACGCCCGCAACGCCCAGUUCCAGACUCGGCAGUCGAGCCUCCAGCUGGACGGCACCACGCUCCAGGUGUCCGUGCGCUGGAGCGCCGCCCACCGGCUGGCAGCCACCACCGUGCUGUGCGCCUGCCCGGCCGGCGCGCCCUCGCCCGAUCAGCUGGGCGCCUGCCUGCGCGCCACACUGGGCUGUCUGCGCGCCAGGGCUGGCUCGGCCGCCGCCUGCCGCCUGCGCCUCUUCCACCGGUGCCUGGCCAUCACCGGUCUCGCACUGGACGCCGCGCGACCGAAGCGGGACUGA